AUGGCUCAAACUGCAACACUGGUCGAGCGAGACCUGCGUUCUCUGCUAUGCUCAACGCGAGCAGGUUGCUGCUUUGCUGCCGCCGUGGCACCGGAGCGCCUCCGGCGCCGAGCUCUAACAGGCGCAGCCGCGCAUCCUCCAAGGCGGAGCGGUUACCAUCGUGGGUGUCCUUGUGGGGAUGUUCGCAUGCCUGGACUCCAUGCAGGGAAGCAGGCAUUGCUAUGGCGAUACCAGAGAUCACUGCCUCGACGACAGCAGCAGUAUUGGGGUCGGCACGCGUGCCGAUCUGGCGUGCUGAUGUCCAUUAGAAGCGCACUGAGCGAGCAGCAGGCAGCUGCUUCAACGGAUCUCCUGAUUCUCAGCAACGGCCCCGGCGAGCUUUAUACUUGGGUUCGACCGCUCCUCAUGCAUCUCGGCGAGGAGUUUCGCAUUUCCAUCGCGUUGACGCCUUGUCCACACGCUAGCGGUAGAGAAAUGGACGCAGUGCUGCGCUUUCCGCAUGUGGCACGGGUUUUGCCACCAGCCCAUUUCUGGCGACUGCUCCUCGGAAUCGAGUCGCAUGGGUUGUGGGAACCGGGCGACUCAAACGCAGGUUCUUCGUCUGCCGACAUGGAAACGUUCUGGCGUCGACAGGGGGUCGUUCUAUUUCUUGGCGGUGACCAGUUUUUUGCAGGCCUUAUUGCGAGAAGGCUCGGGUACCCAUGCGUAGCCUAUGCUGAAUGGGAUGCCAUGUGGCCCGGAUGGAUUUCCUGUUAUGCAGUGCGGAGGCAAGCGAUCCGCCAACGGGCCCGCAGGCACCUGCUUUAUCGGCUUUUUGUGGCUUGGGCAUGGAUCCUCGGACUCUGGGGGGUCACUCUCCAGCAGCGACGGCGAGCAGUUCCCAGAAUCGUGGUGAUCGGCGACCUGACAACGGAUGCAGUUUGGCAGUACGACAAUGUUCGGGAAAAAGCGAAGACGCUACGCGAUUUGUACGUUGCGGCCUACGCGGAGACGCAUCUGGGCGACUCGACCGCGCACGAGACGAAGCUUAGCCCCCAAAACCAACAUUCCAGUGAGGUGCGCUCGACAGCUGCAGCCCAUCAGAAUCGAGUGCCUCGUACGUCGGUGUUGCAGGCCGGCUCCUCGCGGGAAAAGCAUAUUCUCGUUGGCCUGCUACCGGGAUCGAAACCGAGCAAGCUGGCAAUCAUGGUUCCAUUCUUGCUGCUGUGCGCGUAUCAUAUACACAUGCGCGCAAUGCGCUUGGGUGUUGGCCCCGUGGUGUUCGUGCUCCCAGUGGCACCGGGCUUGGAUACAGCAACAGUACAGCGCUUUGCGGAUCCCGCUCACAACUCAAUGUUUCAGUUCAUCCCGGGCGCCUCUGCUCAUUCGUCGCUCUGCACCAAAUUCACAGCUGCAGACGAGCCAAGCGUAGCCACGGAACAAAGUAAGCGACCCGCUCCACAUGCGCAAGUCGCACAGGCCAUGCCCUCAGCGCUGGACCCAGACGAGCGCAAUAUGGAGGCCGGCCCUGGCCCGCUGGCCCCGUGCCUGCUUAUUGAUCGCGUGCACGCCCCAGCAGCGGGUGCAAGCGGCGUAGGACGUCUCGAAGCUAGCGCUGUUCAAGUGCCGAUUUUUUUACACGAAGAAUCCCCCGCGUAUGCGUUGCUUGCUGCUACAGACAUAUGCCUGACAACCGUUGGUGCAAAUACGGCGGAACUGGCCUCGCUUUGGACGCCCGCCCUGGUACUCGUUCCCACGCAUCGAUUGGAUGUAAUGCGCGCAUGGGACGGAAUCUUGGGUAUUCUGUGUCGUUUGCCUCUGAUCGGUACGAUCAUUACGAUCCUGACAAACCGCAUCAUAUUGUGGAUGUAUGCGACUCGCCGCUGGGGCUACUUUGCGCUCCCUAAUCGCUGGGCAGGGAACCGCGAACUACUUCCAGAGCUGGUUGGUAAUUUGGAUGCUCAGCAAGUUGCGGCCCGGGCGCUCGGCCUGGCACUCGAUCAGGAUAGGUUGCAGCUCAUUCGACAUGCGUUACGGAACCAUGCGCAGCCAAGUGGUGCAGUGCGUCGCCUUGCGGUGCUUGUGCGGCAUGCACAACGCACUGCAGCAGUAGCUGCACCGAGAGAGGCAGUUGCUGAUGCACACGACUCGUUGCGUACCGCAUGA
Messenger RNA from Cyanidioschyzon merolae strain 10D, 2145 nucleotides. RefSeq lists its product as hypothetical. The record is from RefSeq and is a predicted model, not a curated record. The coding region runs from base 1 to 2145 and encodes 714 amino acids. The transcript has a single exon. Lineage: Eukaryota; Rhodophyta; Bangiophyceae; Cyanidiales; Cyanidiaceae. Gene Ontology annotation, molecular function: phospholipid binding; lipid-A-disaccharide synthase activity. Gene Ontology annotation, biological process: lipid A biosynthetic process.